Messenger RNA from Etheostoma spectabile (orangethroat darter), 6971 nucleotides. RefSeq names its product FERM and PDZ domain containing 3 (gene frmpd3). Gene Ontology annotation, cellular component: cytoskeleton. The record is from RefSeq and is a predicted model, not a curated record. Gene Ontology annotation, molecular function: protein binding. The coding region runs from base 682 to 5745 and encodes 1687 amino acids. The transcript has 16 exons. Lineage: Eukaryota; Metazoa; Chordata; Actinopteri; Perciformes; Percidae.
UCGGCAGCAUUAACAGUUUGGGAAGAGACUCUGUUUUAAACACACAGCACACAGAGCGGAGCCAGCUCUGUGUGCGCAAACACACAGAAACGCACUGACACACUCACAUACAUGCACAGGGAGAAAACGGGAGGUGGACCGAGGCUCCAGCUGUAGCAUGUCCACUGGCUGCAGUCAAACAUGUAGGAGGAGGAGGUGCUCUGCUCGGCAAUCCAUGUCCGCUUCAGUGCUCUAAGCACCUCCCACCCCCCCCUCUGAAUUGGUUGCUGAGGGGCUGGCUGGAAUGACCCGGGAGAACGUGAGACACAAGGAGAUGCGCUAGAGGGGGCUGCCAGCCGGGAGGACUCUCUGAUCCUUGAUCCAUCCUCUUUUCCAUGCUGACAGAUACAAGGCAGACCUCUGAUUUGCCCCACAGAUACAUGCCCAUAUAGGAGGGCACUGCUGUGUAGACCAAGGGUCUUCAUAGAGCACAGUCUCAGAGAGGACUACCACAGAGACACGCAGGGACACAUACCACCAACCAGACACUUGUGUGUGUUUGUGUGAGUGUUUGUGGGAGACCCGCUUUAAAAAAGGAACCUCCCGUCCACCAGUCAGCAUUCAGAGAUCGUGAAUGAUAGGGAAACAGAGAGCAGCAUUUGCAGUGCAACCCUGUCCCAUGCUGCUCCCUUCUAUCAGGGAAUGGCCAAGGUCCAGGAUGGACACACGAACGCAUGUGACAGCUCUGCAAUGUUAGAGGAGACCCAAGAUGGUAUGGACAGUGGUACCCUAAGUCCUGCCUCCGCUCGACAGGUCACUAUCCAGCGCCACCCGACUCAAGGCUUCGGCUUCGUUGCAGGCAGCCAGAGGCCUGUCAUUGUACGCUCCGUCUCGGCUGACGGCCCCUCUUUUGGCAAGCUUCUCCCUGGAGACCAGAUCUUGGCCAUUAACGAGGAGACGGUGAGCGACGCGCCCCGAGAGAGAGUCAUAGACCUUGUAAGACGCUGCAAAGACACAAUAGUUCUCACUGUGCUGCAGCCCCAUCAGUCACCUAAGUCAGCCUUCAUAAGUGCAGCCAAAAAGGCCCGCCUGCGAACCAACCCGCCAAAAGUGCGCUUUUCAGAGCAAGUGUCCAUCAGCGACCCAGACUCAACAAUGCUCAAGGACGACUCCUUGCUACUCAUACCAAAUGUGUUGAAGGUGUUCUUGGAGAAUGGACAGAUUAAGUCCUUUACAUUUGAUAGCCGUACCACUGUUAGGGUAUGUAUUUCCCACAGCUCUGUGGUACAUCGAACCUAUUUCCAAGGGAUGAAGUGUCUGUUCCGCAUCUGCUUCUUCCCAAAGGACCCUGCAGACCUGCUGAGAAGAGACCCCGCUGCAUUUGAGUACCUCUAUAUACAGAGUCGCAAUGAUGUCAUCAAGGAGCGCUUUGGCAUGGACUGGAAAUCUGACAUCAUGUUACGCCUGGCUGCGCUUCAUAUCUACAUCACUGUGUCCUCCGCGCGGCCCAAUCAGAAGAUCUCUCUCAAGCAUGUUGAAAAAGAGUGGGGACUAGAGCCUUUUCUUCCCCUUACUUUGCUUCCAACAGUCAAGGAGAAGAAUGUGUGCAAGAGCCUGUCUCAGUUGCUGAAGACCUACCAGCAUCCACCACCAUCGGGCAACAAGGUCCCUCCUCUCCAAGGAAAGCUGCAGUACAUGCGUGUACUCAACGACCUCCCACCUUUUGGUGGAAUACUUUUCCACACCGUUGGACUGGAUGAGAAACAAUCAGCUACAACACUACUGGUGGGUCCUCGACAUGGCAUUAGUCAUGUGAUUGACCUAAAAAACAACCUCACAACUGUUCUGGCAGAGUUCAGUAGGGUUGCCAAGAUCCAGCUCUACCGAGAGAGCCUGGGAGUGGCUCGUGUGGAGGUGACAAUCCAUGAGGCCAAGCCCCUGGUCCUACUAAUGGAAUGGCCUGAUGCCAGUAACUUUGCAUGCCUCAUCUCUGGCUACUACAAGCUGUUUGUAGACCCUAAACGGACCAUCUACUUCCGGACCCCUGGUCAGUCCCAGCUGACCAAGGCAGAUUACAGAAGCUCCCACCAUGCUCAUCCACGUUCUGGGGCAACCAGCUUGCCAAGUGGAGGGCGGCGAGGGGACGAGAGGGAAAGCUCACACAGGGAGUCAGGGUCUUCAAGGGCCAUAGUCCCAGCAGAGCCUCAGCAUCUGGGCCUGUGUCAUGUUCACCUUCGAGAACAACAACAAUUUCAAGAGCUCCAAACAGCCGAAGCUGAAUUAGACAUCAAUGAAAACUUUAUUUCCCAUGAGCCCCCUGGGCGGCCCCGCACUAAGUCAGACCCCACCCAGCAGAGUACAGAGGAAAUAGCUGGGGUUUUAGAGAACCCAGCAGUGGAAAAUGCAGGAUUCAGAAUCCGAGCCCAAACAAUGGGUCAAUCCCAGAAGACCUCACGAUACUUCUGUGACUCCUGCAAAGCUAGACAUAGGGCAGAGGGUAUGUCAACAGCAGUGAACAGUAGCGGGAGCUCGGGGAAGCACUGCUCUAGUGCUUGUGCCUCCCGAGAUGGAGGCGCUGUUGACCUAAUGGCCCUCCCGCCCCCAGGGAAUGAAGAGGAGGACGAGACCGAGGGUGUUGGAGAGAAACUGCAACCCCAACCACCUGCUAUUGCUGCCCCACCACCUGGCUUUAGGGACAACAGUUCAGAUGAGGAUGACCAAAAGAGAGGGCGGAAAGCUCGAACCUGUGCCAGCGCAGGGGUAGCCUCUGGGAAGCUGGCCCAAGCCAAGGAAGAUGUGCCUGUGACACUAAUUGAUAAUGUGGCCACAAGAACAGUCCAAGAUCAUGCCCAGGAGCUAGAUGAUGCUCUGGUUUCCACCUUACAGGCACUAGAGGCUCUGGCAGCUUCUGAGGACUACCCCCAUCACCCUCAACAGCCAACACAGACUGCAGGGCUGAUUGUCUUAGCUGCCAUUACACCUGAGUCAUCAUUGGACUCAGGCCACGAGACCAACUCCUCUGAAUUGACAGAUGUUUCUGAAAUGGUGUCGGCUAUGAAGCAGAACCAGAACCAGGCCUACCUGCUGGCUCACCAUAUCAACAAAGAACGUAUCCUCUGCCGCCGGGACUUUCCUUUGGCUAUCCCUGGCUGCACUGCAAAGACCAUCGGGACUGGAGCCUUCUCUGUGGGUCAGAUUCGUGCUGGCUGUCCACCCAAGCAAGUAAUCCUCAGCAAAACGGUUCCCUUUAAAGUCAGUCCUAGUCAAGACUCUGCAGUUCUCAGUGUUGUGACACAGCAGGGGACUCAAGAGACUCAGACUGAACAGAAAGAAGAAAUUAAAGCAAACUCUGAGUCCACCAAAUCAAAUAUCCCUGACCCCCCUUCUAAGUCACCUGAAGAACUUAAAGUGUCUGUUGCUUCACUGAAAGCUCAAGUCAGCAAAGUACAGAAGUUAUCAAAUUCUUCUGAAGAGACACUGAGCCAAACUCUUUCUGAGGGUAUAAAGGAAAAGACAACAGCACCUCUUAAUACAGACCCUAGCAACAAAGCCUUACCCAUCCUCCUACCUGUGGACAGAAUUGCCUCUGCCAAGAUUUCUCCAACUAAAAUGUGCCAAGAUGCCAAGACUGCCUCUAGUGAGACCAUGAAGCCUUCAAGCUCUACAGAACUUCUGCCAGUUGACGACCUUUUCUGCACAUGCCCAGUUCAAAAGGAGCCUGGGCCUCAACUACGACUAAAAGAUCCACAGAUUCAGAAGAUAGUGAUGUUUCAAUCCUCCACCCCAACAGAUGACGAGCGUCUUCGGGCCAAAGGCCACCAGCUUGCUAACAGCAAAGAAAAUGCAGUAACAGUAGGAGCAGAUCCUAAUUUGGCAAAACCCAGCCCUCAAAUACAAGCCAAGUAUUCCCCUCGUUUGCCUGUAAAAGCAGAGAGAAAAGAUGCAGCUGAAAGCAAGACUGAGGGUGCACAGGGAAAAUCCCACCCUGAGUCACAGAAAUGCCCUAUAAAAUCAUUACCUAUUUUAGAUGAUCUAACAACAUCUAUCCAUCCCGUAGAUAAGGUUUCCACUCUCCCAGCCAGAGACUCAAAGAAGCAAGGCAGUGGUAAGGGGAAGUCCCAGCGCAGUGUCCCUUUCCUGAGCUUUAGAAACCUCCUUUCAGCUACGUUCCCAGCAAGAAUGCGAAGAGAAACAGAUGAGCGAAGGGCUCAGUUGCAGAAAGUUCGCCAGUAUGAGCUAGAGUUCUUAGAGGAGCUGCUGAAACCCAAGUCAGCCCAGGGAGAAUUUUUACCCCAGGGAUCCUCACCUGUGCCCUCAGGCACUCCUUGUGCCUGCCAGCUUCGCACCAGCCCUGUCCUAAAGGCUCCAGGCAUCUCCAGGGAGCAGCGACGCAGCUGUGACUGUAAGCGAAUGUGUAGGGGCAUGCGACUACCUGACACACCAGUUGGAUCUACAACAGAGACACCACACAGAGGAAGAGAGAGACCUAUCUCAAAAACCCCUCCGGCAGUCUCCAAAGCACCUCACACACAAGAUGCUUCCAGGAGACCUCAGACCUUAGAGAUCAAGACCACACGGAUACGCUCCACCAGCCUGGAGUCAAGAGAACCAAGGGGUGAGCAGGGUUCAUGCUUGCCCACCUGUACUUCUCAAACAGAUUGUACAGGAGAUCCGCAAUAUAAGAAGCUCCAGAGGCGAUACAGCAUUGGAGAGCUGGAUAACAGCACUAGCACACCUGUGUAUGCUGAGGUAAGGCCUAAAGCCAAGAGUCUAGAGAAAGAGAUGGAAAGAGUGAGGGCCACAGGGUUGAGGCUCCCCACCCCAGUGGAGCCAGUCCACAGUCAGUCUCACCAGGCAGAGGGAAAGGGGAAAAAGUGUGUGUUUUUCAUUCAGGGAGAAGAGCUACUGCGUGAAAGUAAAGAAGGGACUAGCGAGGUGCUGCUGACCUUGCCCAGUGAAGACAGUGAUGACAAGGAUAAAUGCUGCUCAUUCUGUUUCUGCUACAGGAAGUGUGAGGCAGCAGAUGAAAGCAGUGAGAAGGAUGAGCUUUCAUACUCCAUACCCCUUCAGGUCCUUCCAGGCAUGGAGCUGGACUCGCGUACUUUUCCUGUAGUAAGCAAAACACUCCAGGUUCUUAAUGCAGAGGACUGCAGUGGGGAGGAAGAAGAGGGGGAGGAGGAAGAGGAAGAGCCACAGACACAGCAGAUUGACCUAAGAGCCUGUGGUACACUGGAGGGGAGCCUAGCACGGGUACAGGCUCUACAGGGCAAAAGUUUUAGCUUGCCCGAUGGUUUCCUAAAUGCACAGUUGGAUGCUAAUGAGUUGCUAGCUAUUUUGCGUCAGUGUGCUAACAGCCCACAAGCUGAGGGCGAGGCUCGUCUUCAGCCCUCACAGAUUUCAGAGUACAAACAGGAGCUGGCGGUGCGCUUCAAAGAAUUCAGAGCAGCUUGUCGACGAGUGGCAAGUGUUGAGAAAAGCCCAACACGUAUGCUGGCUGUUGUCACAGCCAGCUUUCAAGUGUUGUGUGAACUUACUCAGACCUUCAUCAAAUUGGUCAGAGGGGUUCGUUCAGAAACCCAAAGGCUGCAGCUGUUGAGAAAAGUUGAGGAAGUAGCUAUCAACUACACUUUGCUUCUGCGUGCAGCAGAAGAAUCAAUGGGACACUCAAGCAGCUUGCCGACAAAGACAGUGAGCCCUCAAGUUUCAUCCAACACCAAUAACAUGAGCUCACUCACUCGACCCAUCAAAACUCUGCCUGCCCAGUAAGGUAAUCAAAACCGUCCAGAAUGUGGGUGGCUACUCUAUCCAAAUUCAUUAUUUGUUUGUUUACAUUUUUUACAAGACAUGCAAUGACCCAUCCUCAGUAAAAAUUGAAAUGCAGCUGUUCCAUCUCAUGUUUACAGGCCCUGAGGUAGCCUCAUGGAUCUUGUUUUGAAAUACAAAGAUACUCCAAACUAAUGCACAAUGGAAUAAGAACCCUAUAACAGACUGGGUGAUACAGGGCUAAUCACCUCAUGUCAAUAUUCACAAUACACAUUGUCAUUAUAGUAUAAUAUUUUAUGUGUAAUAUAUAUUUGGGUUGUGUCUACUAGCAAAUAAUAUGUUUUGUGAAGAAAAAAAGUUAAGAAUAUAUUUGAAAUGUAUUGAGUUAAGAGAUCUAUAAAAAAUAAUUAUAAUAAAUCAUCAGAAAUAAAUGUAUGCUCUGGACAAAAACACUUUAAAGAUCUCGUCAAGUAGCGACUUCUGUAAAUUACGUAGUCCAAAGCGUUGGUUAGAUGGUGAUGUGUUUGUUUGUUGAAUUUUCUAACUGUUGUAAUGCAAAAUGGAGAUCUCUGUUGGCUAUGUUGACAAUGCCUGGCGUAGUGAUACAAGAGUCAAAAUGUAAGUGACAGCAUUGGAAAAUGAAAAGCGCUGAAAGACGAGUGUGACAUUUUAAACUAUAAUGACUGACAGAGGCCUAUUCUCUCUCUAUAACAGGCAGACCAUGUAGCAGAGACCCAAGUCAGUCUUAACCACUAUACAGUAAUGAGUAUCGUUACCUCACUCAGCUGAAGAGAAGGAAUACCCACACUGUACUUCAUAACGCACAGUGUAUUUUACACCAUCAAUCACCAUGGCUCACUUGCACCUCACUUGUCGUUUUAAAUAUUAACAUCCACUUGCAAGUGAGUAGGCUUAUCACUAGACUUUUGCACAACCUCUGAAAUUAGCUCUGAAGUUAAAAUGUAUCUUUUAAUGUUUGAUUAAGUGUUUUUUAUUCACUCUGCUGCUGAAAACCUCACUUGAGUCCACACCACCAGUUUUACAUAAGUCAUCACCUCAAAGCUAAAGCUUACCUGUUUCAAAAGGAUCCUUUGUUUUUAUUCAGAUUUUCAGAUACAGUAUAAAUAAAUUUGCUUUCUAUGUGCUGUUAUACAUUGUGCAAUCUAGCAAAUAUAUAAGAAACACAAAAAGUAGUUUUCUAUGUAUUUUAAUAAAACUAAAACAUCUGU